This is a messenger RNA of Mauremys mutica (yellowpond turtle), 2289 nucleotides long. RefSeq names its product zinc finger protein 850-like. The annotation marks the transcript as partial. The record is from RefSeq and is a predicted model, not a curated record. The transcript is spliced from 3 exons. Gene Ontology annotation, biological process: regulation of transcription by RNA polymerase II. Lineage: Eukaryota; Metazoa; Chordata; Testudines; Geoemydidae. Gene Ontology annotation, molecular function: RNA polymerase II cis-regulatory region sequence-specific DNA binding; DNA-binding transcription factor activity.
AGAGCCCUCUACAGGGACGUCAUGCAGGAGAACUAUGAGAUGGUGACCUCGCUGGGAUUUCCCCUUGCCAAACCUGAGCUUAUCGCCCGCCUGGAGCAAGGGGAAGAGCCGUGGGUGCCCGAUCUCCAGACCUGCGAGGAAAGAAGGCUUCCAAGAUGCCCCCAUACAGAAGGUGCUGAGCGAGGGAAUGAGAAUGAGGAGGAGAAUCAUUAUCAGGAAGUUCCUGGAGAAGUGCAACCCCAGGCGACCUUUGUGGGAGGAGCUGAAGGGAAAUGUUUCAGUCCAAAGUCAGCACGAAAGUCACUUAAGAAAAGCCACACAGGAGAAAGGCCCCAUAAGUGCUUGGACUGUGGGAAAAGUUUCGUGCAAAGGUCACACCUUGUUUGUCAUCAGUCAAUCCACACAGGAGAGAGACCGCACAAGUGCUUGGACUGUGGGAAAAGUUUCAUAAGAAGGUCACACCUUGUUUGUCAUCAGUCAGUCCACACAGGAGAGAGACUCCACAAGUGCUUGGACUGUGGGAAAAGUUUCAAACACAGGUCACACCUUGUUAAACAUCAGUCAGUCCACACAGGAGAGAGACCCCACAAGUGCUUGGACUGUGGGAAAAGUUUCAAACACAGGUCACACCUUGUUCAACAUCAGUCAGUCCACACAGGAGAGAGACUCCACAAGUGCUUGGAUUGUGGGAAAAGUUUCAGACGGAGAUCAGCCCUGGUUAAACACCAGAAAAUCCACACAGGAGGGAGACCCCAUAAGUGCUUGGACUGUGGGAAAAGUUUCAUGCAAAGGUCACACCUUGUUAAACAUCAGGCAAUCCACACAGGAGAGAGACCCCACAAGUGCUUGGACUGUGGGAAAAGUUUCAUAAGAAGGUCAAACCGUGUUGAACAUCAGGCAAUUCACACAGGAGAUAGACCCUACAAGUGCUUGGACUGUGGGAAAAGUUUCAAGGAAAGGGCCUACCUUGUUAAACAUAAGGCAAUCCACACAGGAGAGAGACCCCACAAGUGCUUGGACUGUGGGAAAAGUUUCAUACAAAGGUCAGACCUUGUUUGUCAUCAGUCAGUCCACACAGGAGAGAGACCCCACAAGUGCUUGGACUGUGGGAAAAGUUUCAUACGAAGGUCACACCUUGUUUGUCAUCAGUCAGUCCACACAGGAGAGAGACCCCACAAGUGCGUGGACUGUGAGAAAAGUUUCACAAGAAGGUCAAACCUUGUUCGACAUCAGGCAAUCCACACAGGAGAGAGACCCCACAAGUGCUUGGACUGUGCGGAAAGUUUCAUACGCAGGUCAGUCCUUGUUACACAUAAAGUAGUGGACACAGGAGAGAGACUCCACAAGUGCUUGGACUGUGGGAAAAGUUUCAGACGGAGAUCAGUCCUGGUUAAACACCAGAAAAUCCACACAGGAGGGAGACCCCACAAGUGCUUGGACUGUGGGAAAAGUUUCAAACAAAGGUCACACCUUGUUCAACAUCAGUCAGUCCACACAGGAGAGAGACCCCACAAGUGCUUGGACUGUGGGAAAAGUUUCAUACAGAGGUCAGAGCUUGUUUGUCAUCAGUCCGUCCACACAGGAGAGAGACCCCACAAGUGCGUGGACUGUGAGAAAAGUUUCAAAAGAAGGUCACACCUUGUUUGUCAUCAGUCAGUCCACACAGGAGAGAGACCCCACAAGUGCUUGGACUGUGAGAAAAGUUUCAGAAGAAGGUCACAGCUUGUUCAACAUCAGUCAGUCCACACAGGAGAGAGACCCCACAAGUGCUUGGACUGUGGGAAAAGUUUCAAACACAGGUCACACCUUGUUCAACAUCAGUCUGUCCACACAGGAGACAGACCCCACAAGUGCUUGGACUGUGGGAAAAGUUUCAUACGAAGGUCACAGCUUGUUUGUCAUCAGUCAGUCCACACAGGAGAGAGACCCCACAAGUGCUUGGACUGUGGGAAAAGUUUCAAACACAGGUCAAACCUUGUUGAACAUCAGGCAAUCCACACAGGAGAGAGACUCCACAAGUGCUUGAACUGUGGGAAAAGAUUCAAACAGAGGUCAAACCUUGUUCACCAUCAGGCAAUUCACACAGGAGAUAGACCCUACAAGUGCUUGGACUGUGGGGAAAGUUUCAGACGGAGAUCAGCCCUGGUUAAACACCAGAAAAUCCACACAGGAGAGAGACUCCACAAGUGCGUGGACUGUGGGGAAAGUUUCAUAAGAAGGUCACACCUUGUUCGACAUAAGGCAAUCCACACAGGAGAGAGACCCCACAAGUGCUUAGACUGUGGGAAA